Messenger RNA from Entrophospora sp. SA101, 462 nucleotides. The record is from the annotation of a GenBank genome assembly. Lineage: Eukaryota; Fungi; Glomeromycota; Glomeromycetes; Entrophosporales; Entrophosporaceae.
AUGAAUGCAUGUCAGCAACAGGGCAUAUUAUACAGGGAUCAGAAAAUAAUCAGAUUCCCUAAAUAUGAUAGGUUAAUGGGUUGUACUUGGGAAAAAUUAAGUCAGGCAUUUGGUCAAGAUAUAAAGAUUGAUCAUAAUGUUACUGAUAAAAACACAACUAUUGUACAUGGAUUCCAUCCUGAUUAUUUGAUUUGGAUGAAAAAUAUUUUAGUACUUAAAGGGGAAGAAAAGAUCAAUGAUAUUGAUAAGGCAAUAUCUGAAUUGUCAGAUAAAAAUGAAUUAUGGAACCUUUCUAUGUACCAUCAAGUUCCUUAUAUCCUUUGUUAUGCAGCUGGUGGAAAUAAGCUCCAAUUCUUUGCAACUAAAGCACAAGAUAUUACAACAAUCAGUCCAUGUUGUGAUUUAUCAAACACUGCUUCAGAACUCAAGGUAAACAUCAAAUUAAUGUUACUAUCCACUUGA